AUGUGCACCACGCUCUUCCUGCUCGGCACCUUGGCCAUGCUCUGCCGCCGCCGAUGUGCCAACCGGGUCCAACCGGAGCCCAGCGGAAUGAAUGGGACAGUUGUGGGCAGCUGUUCGGACUCCGAUCUCCAGUCCUCGGGCAGGGAGAAAGAUUCUCUGAAGUAAGCCCUCACUGCUUUCGGAUCAGCUCCAGGGACUGGAAUCUGCCGGCCCAGGCAGAUCAAGGUUUGGUUCGUCCCUUAGCCUGGGAGGAUGUUGCAGAGGCAGAAGCAGCUGCAAAAGAAAGAAUGGGAGAAGCAGCAGUGGAGAAGCAUGCACCAGGAGCCUACAAUGCACACUGAGCGAGGCGAAGCCGAUAGAGAGGCCGACCUGCCCUGUGCUGAGAGAGCCACGCAUUGAUCCUGGCCUAGGAAGCUGACUUCUGCCAGCUUGGCUGUGCCUGCCCACGUGACCUUUUGUUCUCGGGACCUCAGUUUCCCCCCUCAGUAAACAUGUGGAACCUACGUGGGCUGACGUUCAGAUGUCAACACUAAUAAGCUCCCCAGGAAACAAACUGUCCAGAAAAUGAAGGGAAUGGAGCAGAUGAUCUCCAGGGCCCCACAGACUUUCCCUAUCAAGAGAGAUGAUAAUGGCUUAUGUCCGGAGGUUGAGGACAAAGACUUGUCCACAUGACAAACAUUUAGGAUGUGUCUGCAUGCCAGGAGACAAAAACGGAUUAAAGGCUUCUGCCAAAAACAACUAGAAAACUGGGCAAAACAUAAGAAACAGACACGACAACAGGCAGCACACAGGACAGUGACCCUGGCUACCCAGAGGUGGUCCCCUGCCUGUGGCUCGGGGAAAUCCAGGCAGUGAGGAGACAGUUGUGGCGUUCUUGAUGGUGUACUAGAACAGCAUCAAGGGAAAUUCAACAGAGAAUGAAAGGUCCUUUCAGUGGAAUUCGGAAAACAUAAAAGCCAUUGGACUUGAUGAGAAGAAAAUUUAAACCUGUCAUGGUGGCGCACGCCUUUAAUCCCAGCACUUGGAAGGUAGAGGUAAGAAGAUCACCAUGAGU
Molecule: messenger RNA, 1054 nt
Organism: Jaculus jaculus (lesser Egyptian jerboa)
Lineage: Eukaryota; Metazoa; Chordata; Mammalia; Rodentia; Dipodidae
Gene: Prcd
Product: photoreceptor disc component
Exons: 5
Coding region: 1-165 (54 amino acids)
Cellular component (GO): photoreceptor outer segment membrane
Molecular function (GO): opsin binding
Source: RefSeq, a predicted model, not a curated record